Oryzias melastigma (Indian medaka) is the source of this 4554-nucleotide messenger RNA. RefSeq names its product ATPase phospholipid transporting 8B4 (gene atp8b4). The record is from RefSeq and is a predicted model, not a curated record. Lineage: Eukaryota; Metazoa; Chordata; Actinopteri; Beloniformes; Adrianichthyidae. Gene Ontology annotation, cellular component: plasma membrane. The coding region runs from base 418 to 4221 and encodes 1267 amino acids. The transcript is spliced from 26 exons. Gene Ontology annotation, biological process: phospholipid translocation; Golgi organization. Gene Ontology annotation, molecular function: magnesium ion binding; ATP hydrolysis activity; ATP binding.
AGUUUUUGCUCUGUGUCACACUGCCACGCGCGGAGAGCAAGGAUGCAGCAGUCACGCACCUCCACCUUCCUCCCCCUGGUGACUGCGCUCCCGCAUCAGCGACUCUCCCCUGUCUCUCCCUCGGUGGGUGAUGCUUCAUUUCUCCUCCUGGUUCCUCAUCGCCUGGUUUCCUCCUGCUGCACCACCAUCAUCCUCCUCAUCCAUCCAUCAACGAGGGCUUCCUCUGCUCAGCAGCAGUCGACUCAUUCCGUCCUCAUGAGCUGGUUAUUAUGCAGGAGGUGGGCAGGAAAUCUGCGGGAAGGAUGCGGUGCGUGGAAUGACUGAUCGUCACCGACUGGCUGUAUUCAUGGAGAUAACACAAGCCUGCUCCCGUGGCCAACUUCAGCAAGGGAAACCUCGGAGAGGUCCCAGGAAAAGAUGGCAUUCUGGAAAAGAAAGCCCUACAUUGAGAAGGAACGCAGAGUAAAAGCCAAUUCCCUGGAGUACAACGACAUGUUUCCUUACACUGACAACCGCAUCAAAACCUCAAAGUACAACAUCUUCACCUUCCUGCCUGUCAAUUUGUUCGAGCAGUUCCAGAGGGUGGCCAAUGCCUACUUUGUAGUACUGCUGAUACUGCAGCUAAUUCCAGAAAUCUCCUCUCUGUCUUGGUUCACCACCGUCGUGCCUUUGGUUCUGGUGCUGGUCAUCACAGCCGUGAAGGACGCCACUGAUGACUAUUUUAGACAUAAAAGUGACCAGCAAGUCAACAACCGCAAGUCUCAGGUUCUCAUCAGAGGAAGCUUACAGAAGGAGAAAUGGAUGAACGUUCGAGUGGGAGACAUCAUCAAACUGGAGAACAAUCAGUUUGUUGCUGCAGACAUCCUCCUGCUCUGCAGCAGCGAGCCCUACGGUCUGUGCUACGUCGAGACCGCAGAGCUUGAUGGGGAGACGAAUCUGAAAGUACGACAAGCUUUGAGCGUCACCUCGGAUUUGGGAGAUGUUUCAAAACUGCACGACUUUGACGGAGAAGUCAUCUGUGAGCCACCAAACAACAAGCUGGACAAAUUUACAGGAACGUUAAACUGGAGAGGCAAUAAAUACUCUCUUGAUAAUGAAAAAAUUCUCCUGCGGGGCUGCAUUCUCAGAAAUACUGAGUGGUGCUUUGGAAUGGUCAUCUUUGCAGGUUUGCUUUUUUUUAUUUUAUCACCUAUUCUUGUCAUUUUUAUUUGGUCUUUUCACAGUUCAGAUUAUUAUUUUUUUCCAUCUUUUUUUUCUUACGUUUCCCUUCCUUUGACAGGAUUGCAAACCAAACUGAUGCAGAACUGUGGGAAAACGAAAUUUAAAAGGACCAGUAUAGAUAAACUGAUGAACACUCUGGUUUUGUGGAUUUUUGCCUUUCUCAUAUGCAUGGGUGUCAUUAUGGCGAUUGGAAACACGGUUUGGGAGAUCUGGGUCGGCAGAAGCUUUGAGAUGUUUCUACCCUGGGCUGAGUUUCAGAGCAGCGCCGUUUUUUCUGGCUUCCUCACCUUCUGGUCCUACAUCAUCAUCCUCAACACCGUUGUGCCCAUCUCACUGUAUGUCAGCGUUGAAGUUCUGCGGCUUGGUCACAGUUUCUUCAUAAACUGGGACGUGAAGAUGUACAACAGUCAAACGGACACGGCAGCUGUGGCUCGCACCACCACCCUGAACGAGGAGCUCGGUCAGGUGGAGUUCAUCUUCUCCGACAAGACCGGCACGCUCACGGAGAACAUCAUGGUCUUCAACAAGUGCUCCAUCAAUGGAACGACUUAUGGUGACGUCUAUGAUGAAUUUGGUCACAGGGUGGAGAUCACUGAGAAAACAGCCUGCGUGGAUUUUUCCUUUAACCUCCUCUCGGAUGGGAGCUUUAAGUUCUACGAUAACACCCUGGUGGAAGCGGUGAAACAGAAAGAUCCUGCAGUGCACGAGUUCUUCAGACUGCUGGCUUUGUGCCACACUGUCAUGCCAGAGGAGAGCGAAGGAAAGCUGGUGUACCAAGCCCAGUCCCCAGACGAGGGUGCGCUAGUCACUGCAGCAAGGAAUUUUGGUUUUGCUUUUUGCGCUCGAACCCCUGAGAGCGUCACCGUGUGCGAGAUGGGACACGCCGUCACCUACCAGCUGCUGGCCAUUCUGGACUUCAACAACACGCGCAAGAGAAUGAGCGUCAUUGGUUCGAUUUUCACUCCCAAAAGCAAAACUAUAAAACACUAUUUAAUUAUAGAGGACAUUUUUAAUACAAGCAUGACUUUUAGUAAAUAUUGCUCUGCUUUGUUCUGUUCAGUAAGAGAUGAAGAGGGAAGGAUUAAAUUAUACUGCAAAGGAGCUGACACGAUCAUUUUUGAUCUUCUGGAUCCCUCCAGCAAAGAUCUCGUGUAUACCACGUCUGAACAGCUCAAUUACUUUGCAGGAGAAGGGCUUCGGACUCUGGCUCUGGCCUACAAAGAACUCGAUGAAGAGUACUGCGACGUUUGGAUGAAGAAGUUUUUAUUUCUCAGUUCUGUGCUUGAGAGCCGUGAGGAUCAGCUGGCUGCUCUCUAUGAGGAGAUCGAACAGGGCAUGAAGCUUCUAGGAGCCACUGCUAUUGAGGAUAAACUUCAGGAGGGAGUGCCGGAAACUAUUUCCAGAUUGAAUCUGGCUGAUAUUAAAAUUUGGGUCUUAACAGGAGACAAACAAGAGACUGCAGUGAACAUCGCCUACUCCUGCAACAUGCUGCGAGACGACACGACUGAGGUGUUUGUUGUGUCCGGCCACACUCUUAUGGAAGUGCAGCAGCAGCUCAGGAGGGCUAAGGAGCACAUCCUCAGUUUGAGUCGAGUCAGCGACACAGGAGAUGAUGAGAAGAACGACAUGUAUGGAGAUGAUUCGGUGUUUGAAGAAGCCAUUAUAGCAGAAUAUGCCUUAGUCAUCAACGGACACAGUUUGGCUCACGCUCUGGAGCCCCCGCUGGAAGUCCUGUUUCUGGACCUGGCCUGUUUGUGUAAGAGUGUCAUCUGCUGUCGGGUCACUCCCAUGCAGAAAGCUCAGGUGGUGGAGCUGGUGAGGAGGCACAAGAGGGCCGUCACUCUGGCAGUGGGAGACGGAGCAAACGAUGUCAGCAUGAUCAAGACUUCUCACAUCGGUGUUGGCAUCAGUGGUCAGGAGGGAAUGCAGGCGGUUCUGGCCUCAGACUUCUCAUUUGCUCAGUUUCGGUGUCUGCAGAGGCUCCUGCUGGUACACGGACGCUGGUCCUAUUUCCGCAUGUCCAGUUUUUUAAGUUACUUCUUCUACAAAAACUUUGCCUUUACCCUGGUUCACUUCUGGUACGGCUUCUUCUGUGGUUUUUCCGCACAGACUGUGUAUGAUGAGUGGUUCAUAACCCUCUUCAAUAUUGUCUACACGUCCUUACCAGUGCUAGCCAUGGGACUUUUUGAUCAGGAUGUUAACGACCAGAACAGCCUUCGCCAUCCCAGUCUGUACAAAUCCGGGCAGAGCCACCUUCUCUUCAACAAGCGGCAGUUCUUCCUGUGCACGCUGCACGGCAUAACCACAUCAUUCCUGCUCUUCUUCGUUCCUUACGGAGCGUUCUCUGUUAUGGUGAAAGAAGACGGGUCUCAACUCUCAGACCAACAAACGCUCGCCGUCACCAUAGCGACCUCAUUGGUCAUUGUUGUGAGUGUUCAGAUCGGACUCGACACUCAUUACUGGACUGGAGUCAACCAUCUGUUUGUGUGGGGAAGCUUGACAAUGUACUUUGUAGUAUUGUUUGCCAUGCAAAGUGAUGGAUUGUUUGGUAUUUUUCCAAAUACCUUUUCAUGUGUCGGAGCGUCUCGCAACUGUCUUUCAGAGACGAGUGUGUGGUUGGUCAUUCUGCUCACCACUGCAGUGUGUAUUGUGCCUGAUUUAUUUAUUAGAUCCAUACGAGUCAACCUCUUCCCAACUCAAACAGACAAGCUGAGGCGUCUCCAGCAGUCCCGUAAGAAGCAGAGACCACAGGAGCAGAACCUGCGGCGAGUACGCAGGACAAGCUCUCGCCGCUCCGCCUACGCCUUCUCCCACCAGCAGGGCUUCGGGGAGCUCAUCACCUCCGGAAAAAACAUGAGAGCAAACAGAAUCUCCUCAACGUGCUCCUACGAAAGAACGGCGCCGAGCUCCAACUUUAUCGACAAUGUAAUCAAGAGAACCAACGCGGUCUCGUGCGUCUCCUUUGGAAGCCCAAACAAGCAUCAGAGCAAUACGGAGUGAACAGAACAGACUGAACUGUUGGGACACUUUACAAGAAUCCAUGUAUAUGAGUACAAGCACAAGCUACCAGUGUCCUUCAUUUGGGCUGAACUAUGCCCAAAUCCAAAACACAAACAUACCUCAUUUUUUUAUACCAAUAACUCAAAAGUAGUGUUGUCAUAUUCAAAUAGAAUAACUCGUUAUGAAAGUAUAGAAUAUCAAUCAAAAAUGAAGAACAUUUUACAAAUGUGUAAAUGGUUACCACAAUUGGAAGUAAAAGUGUUUGACUUAAAAAAAUUGGUGCAUAAAAAAUAUCAGCGAAAAUAUAAAGAUUUUCACAUUAAAAAGAUAAAA